UAAGUUCCUUCCCAGAAAGGACUGCGUCCUCUCCCCACUUCACUUGUGGAACGCAUAUAUAAUAUACCGUCCCUUCUCCCUUCCACUUCAAAAUUGCAGCGUGAUUUUUUCCCAGCGAAAGCUUCUCAAAACACAUUCGCUCUUUUGUGCUUGGAAUUAAUAAUCACAGAAAAUAAAUUGAUGGCGAGUAAUCUCAAAGUAGACCAGCUCCGAGCCAAGCUCGCCGAACGGGGACUCAGUACCGCGGGAACCAAGGCCAUUUUGAUACAGAGACUGGUUGGAACUAUGGAAGAAGAAAAAAAGCGGUCAAUGGGUAGCAAGAAGAGAGCAAGGGAGUGCAACGAGGAACAGUCAAAUGAGUCGGAGAAAAUAAUGGCUAUUGAGGAUUUUCGACAAAUGGGUGUUAAGCAAUUACGCGAACAAGCUGAUCUUCGAGGGUUACCCAAAACUGGGACCAAGAAAGAACUUCUUGAGAGGAUUUGUAAAGAUGUGGAGGAGAACGGCUCUAAGGACACUCUUCAAGUUAAAGAAGAGGUAGAUGAUAGCAGUAAGGAGAAAAUUUUAAAGGCAACCAAGAAGGGUGCUGCAGUCUUGGAUCAGUGGCUUCCAGAUCACUUAAAGACUCAGUAUCAUGUUUUUCAACAGGGCGAUGAUAUCUAUGAUGCCAUGUUAAAUCAGACAAAUGUUGGGAAUAACAAUAACAAGUUUUAUGCGAUACAACUUCUAGAAUCUGAUGGUGGUGGACAAUACAUGGUUUAUAAUAGAUGGGGUAGAGUUGGCGUAAAGGGUCAAGAUAAGUUAUUUGGACCCUAUAAUUCGCAGGAUGAUGCAAUUCAUGAGUUUGAGCAAAAGUUCUUUGCCAAGACCCAGAACCAUUGGAUCGACCGAAAGAAGUUCAAAUGUUACCCAAAAUAUUACACCUGGUUGGAGAUGGACUAUAGUGAAAAGGAAAACCAAGAAUUAGUUGUCAAUAAUAAGCCUGACUCUGCUGUAAAUAUUCAACCUCGGGAAACAAAACUCGAGCCACAUGUUGCAAAAUUUAUUUCUCUUAUAUGCAAUAUUAGCAUGAUGAAGCAGCAAAUGAUGGAAAUAGGUUACAAUGCGAAUAAGUUGCCACUUGGCAGGCUAAGCAAAUCAACAAUAGCGAAGGGUUAUGAUGUCUUGAAGAGGAUAGCUGAUGUGAUUCACCAGCCAAAUAGAAGUGAAUUAGAGCAAUUAAGUGGAGAAUUCUACACUGUUAUACCUCAUGACUUUGGAUUUAAGAAAAUGCGUGAUUUUAUCAUUGACACUCCUCAGAAAUUGAAACUGAAAUUGCAAAUGGUUGAAGCCCUGGGUGAAAUUGAAAUUGCAACGAAGUUGUUGGAGGAUGACAAAUGUAAUCAGGAAGAUCCCCUGUAUUCUCAUUACCAGCGCCUUCAUUGUCAGUUAAUGCCAGUUGAAGCAGAUUCUGAGGAAUAUUCUAUAAUUGCAAAGUAUAUGCUUAACACUCAUGCAAAAACACAUUCCUCUUACACUGUCGACAUUGUUCAAAUAUUCAAGGUAGUAAGAGAGGGUGAAGUUGAACGCUUCAAAAUGUUCUCUCACUCAAAGAAUAGGAUGCUCUUAUGGCAUGGUUCUCGGCUCACAAAUUGGACUGGCAUUUUAUCCCAAGGUCUGCGUAUUGCUCCACCUGAAGCACCUGUGACAGGCUACAUGUUUGGAAAGGGGGUUUACUUUGCUGAUAUGUUCUCCAAAAGUGCAAAUUACUGUUAUGCUUCUCGUGCUGCUACUGCUGGUGUACUGCUUUUAUGUGAGGUUGCACUUGGUGACAUGGCAGAGCUUCUACAUGCAAAUUAUGAUGCUGAUAAGUUACCAGAGGGAAAGCUAAGCACAAAAGGAGUUGGUCAAACUGCACCAGAUCCAUCAGAAGCUCAGGCACUUAAGGAUGGUAUUGUUGUGCCGCUAGGAAAGCCGAAAGAGCAACUGAGCUCCAAGGGUCAGUUAUUUUACAAUGAAUAUAUUGUGUACAAUGUGGAUCAGAUUAGGAUGCGCUACGUGGUUCAAGUGAAUUUCAAAUAUUAAAGUUGAUUUUCCUUUUUCCGUUGUGGAAGAGAUUAUGCUUUCUAUCCAUAUGGCUUAUUAAAAAGUAUGUAUAGCAAAUAUUUAUUGAGACUUAAUUUUGCUUUAUAAUAAUGUGCACUAAAUUUUUUUUUUUUCUUCUUUUCAAUAAUUUGAAUCAUGUAAA
Pistacia vera is the source of this 2224-nucleotide messenger RNA. Its product is annotated as poly [ADP-ribose] polymerase 2. The transcript is spliced from 18 exons. The record is from RefSeq and is a predicted model, not a curated record. Bases 181 to 2061 code for a protein of 626 amino acids. NCBI's taxonomy places the organism in Eukaryota, Viridiplantae, Streptophyta, Magnoliopsida, Sapindales, Anacardiaceae. Gene Ontology annotation, molecular function: NAD+ poly-ADP-ribosyltransferase activity.